AUGUCUUUGAACGAGGUUUGGGAGGCAGCUUCUGCAAGCCCCUACACGCCCUACAUCGGCAAAGACAGCCAGUUCUCCAUUGGCUUCGGUCUGCUGCUUUCCGCCUUCAUCUUGACUGGUCUUUUCGGAUUGAAUCGCUCCUUUCUGAGCAUUGCAUCAUUCGGUAUCCCAGCAUCCUUAGCAUUUGGCUUUGGAGCCGUGUAUAUGAUCUGUGCCGUUGGGGUCUACGUUUAA
Aspergillus melleus is the source of this 234-nucleotide messenger RNA. Its product is annotated as OST5 family protein. NCBI's taxonomy places the organism in Eukaryota, Fungi, Ascomycota, Eurotiomycetes, Eurotiales, Aspergillaceae. The record is from RefSeq and is a predicted model, not a curated record. Gene Ontology annotation, biological process: protein N-linked glycosylation. The coding region runs from base 1 to 234 and encodes 77 amino acids. The transcript has 4 exons.